Molecule: messenger RNA, 555 nt
Organism: Vigna angularis (adzuki bean)
Lineage: Eukaryota; Viridiplantae; Streptophyta; Magnoliopsida; Fabales; Fabaceae
Product: phytochrome A-associated F-box protein
Exons: 1
Coding region: 1-489 (162 amino acids)
Source: RefSeq, a predicted model, not a curated record
AUGGCGACGGAGUCGGAGGCGUCGCGGCUGGCGGAGCCGGUGAGCGCGGGCGUCAUUUCGAAUGGCGCGUGCAAGAAGCGGAAGGUAUCGCGGUCGUGGCGGUCGCACCUGGCGUCGGGGAGUUGGAGCCUAAGCCGGGAGCAGGGGAGCAAGCUGCUCGGGAGGCAGUUCCGCGACGAUAUCCUGUACGUUUGCGAUUGGCCGGGUUGCGUGCACAAGGAGGAGAAGAAGAAGUAUCGCCUCUUUAGAGGCGUUUUGAAGAACUUCAAACGCACUAGGGUUUGGAGAACCAUUCACGACGACAACAAGAGGAAGCUGGAUCUGCCCUGCGCCUUCUACGCCUGCAAAUUCACCUGGGAUCUCCACUCUGCCUUCUGCCUCCACCGUGUGUUCGGCUUUCACGACGACGGAGAGCCUGUGGUAAGAGCCUAUGUUUGCGAGAACGGACAUGUCUCCGGUGCUUGGACCGAUGUUCCCAUGUACACUUGAUUCAUUCAUUCUCACAACAAUUCUCUGUUUCAAAUCUCGUUUAGACUUUCUGUACUACAUUUUUAU